AGGCUGUGCUGAUCACACCCUCAUAGCUGCACUCUAGACAGGCUCUCAGCCCUCCCCCACCCCCAGAGGCUCUGCACUAUUUUGGGUGGUGUAGACCCCGCCCCCACUCUGACUGAGGCCUGGCUCUCCCUGAAGCUGGAGGGGUCGCCUUCAUCUCGUUUGGGGCUGCACUUGGGAUCGGGGCUACUAGUCGCAACAGCAAGUCAUGUCGGGUCGCACAGUGCCACACGCCCACCCAGCCACUGCCGAGUACGAAUUUGCCAACCCCAGCCGCCUGGGCGAGCAGCGCUUCGGAGAAGGGCUCCUGCCAGAAGAGAUCCUGACCCCUACUCUCUACCACGGCUACUAUGUUCGCCCUCGGGCCUCCAGAGCUGGGGAGGGCGCCAGGGCAGGGGCCUCAGAGCUCAGGCUCAGUGAAGGCAAGUUCCAGGCGUUUCUGGAUGUGAGCCACUUUACCCCAGAUGAGGUGACGGUGAGGACUGUGGAUAACCUGCUGGAGGUGUCUGCCCGACACCCCCAGCGUCUGGAUCGCCACGGCUUCGUGUCCCGAGAGUUCUGUCGCACCUAUGUCCUGCCUGCAGAUGUGGACCCCUGGCGGGUCCGAGCUGCUCUCUCCCAUGAUGGCAUCCUUAACUUGGAGGCGCCGCGAGGUGGCCGGCAUUUGGACACAGAAGUCAAUGAGGUCUACAUCUCCCUGCUUCCUGCGCCUCCUGACCCGGAGGAAGAGGAAGAGGUAGCCAGAGUUGAGCCCUGACUGCCAGCGAUAGACCCCAGCACCCAGUGAAUCCCCUGUCUACCUCCCGUGGUGGUUCCAUAAAUCUACCACACCCCAGAAGGAGCGGCAUCCCUGGGAGAUGGGAUAGGUGCAUGGUCCACAGCGUAUGGUUUGGUCCCUUGAUAUAUCAUAGCCUUUGAUUUAAUUCUGGGUGGGGAUGAAUAAACCAAAACCUGGGGACCUUG
Apodemus sylvaticus (European woodmouse) is the source of this 960-nucleotide messenger RNA. RefSeq names its product heat shock protein family B (small) member 2 (gene Hspb2). The record is from RefSeq and is a predicted model, not a curated record. Lineage: Eukaryota; Metazoa; Chordata; Mammalia; Rodentia; Muridae. Gene Ontology annotation, biological process: response to heat; protein refolding. The transcript is spliced from 2 exons. The coding region runs from base 206 to 754 and encodes 182 amino acids. Gene Ontology annotation, molecular function: structural constituent of eye lens; protein folding chaperone.